Rhinolophus ferrumequinum (greater horseshoe bat) is the source of this 2301-nucleotide messenger RNA. It is a transcript of the gene CYLC1, whose product is annotated as cylicin 1. Lineage: Eukaryota; Metazoa; Chordata; Mammalia; Chiroptera; Rhinolophidae. Gene Ontology annotation, cellular component: nucleus; acrosomal matrix. The coding region runs from base 1 to 2301 and encodes 766 amino acids. The record is from RefSeq and is a predicted model, not a curated record. The transcript has 8 exons. Gene Ontology annotation, molecular function: structural constituent of cytoskeleton.
AUGAAGUGUUUGGGAGAAUUAAUCAAUGAAGACAUCCAGGCCUGGAACUCUCCAUGUCGACAAGAAGUAAACAUCAGAUCAUAUGAUAAUUCCAUACCACUCAAUGAAUCAAGCAAAAAAUUAUGGAAUCAAGAAUACUUCACUUUGACAUUUCCCAAACAACCCCAGCCAGAUAGAAAAAAAACAUCAAGACCUUCAGAAUUACAAAUCACAGUUCCUAGAUGUGACAAAAGAAAAUUAGAGGUUCAGAAGACAGCUAAUAAAUGGACAAGGCAUUCUUUAAGGAAAAUUUACCAAAGACCAUCUAUUUACUUAACUGUCAGGAGACAGGCUCCAUUUAGACAUCUUUAUACUCCUAAAACCCAUCCUCAAAAUGCAGAAUCUAAAAAGUCCAAAAAUGAUAAAAAAGAAACAACUUUUAAGAAAGAGUCUAAGAAAAAUACAGGCCCACAUAAAACAACUCCAGAAUCCAAGAAAAUAGUAAAUGACCAAAAAUCUAAAAGAGGAAAUAAAGCAGAUAAAACUCCAUCAAAAUCAUCACAUGAAAGUGAACUAUCUAAGAAGUCAAAGUACAAAUCAGAAGCAAACCCAGAAUCCAAACAUUCUAAGGCAGUCUUGAUGAAGGAUCUAAAAAAAAAUAAGAGAGAUUCAAAAAAUUCCAAGGAGAAAGAUAUUGAAUCCAUAUGUACAAAGAAGGAUUCUAAGAACUCAAAUAACAAUUCUGAUGCCAAAUCAGAGGCUUGCUCAAAAAACAGUUCAUAUAUGGAUUUAAUGAUGUAUUUAGAGGAGUCUGUUGCUGAAUCCAUGGAAUAUGAUCGGUGGUUAAAGAAUUACUCACAGAAUAAUUCAAAGAAGUCUUCAAAGAAGGAAGCAAAGAGCUCUGAUGCUGAAUCUGUAGAUUCAAAGGAUGCAAAGAAAGAUAAGAAAGGUACAAAGAAAGACAGCAAGAAGGAUGCAAAAAAGGAUGUAGAGUCUACUGAUACAGGAUCUGUAGACUCAAAGAAUGCAAAGAAAGAUCCAAAGAAGUCUAAGAAAGAUUCAAAGAAAAAGGAUGCGAAAAAGGACACAGAGUCUACUGAUGCAGAAUCUGUAGACUCAAAGGAUGCAAAAAAAGAUUCAAAGAAGGCUAAGAAAGAUUCAAAGAAAAGGGGUGCAAAGAAGGACAUAGAGUCUACUGAUGCUGAAUCUGAGUCUGAAUUGGAGUCACAAAAAGGUAAGAAAGAUUCAAAGAAGGAUAAGAAAGGGUCACAGAAAGAUGACAAGAAAAAAGAUGUCAAGAAGGACACAUCGUCAACUGAUGCUGAUUCUGAACCUGAAUGGAAUUCAAAAAAGAGUGAAAAAAUUGAAAAGAAAGGUAAGAGAGAUUCAAAGAAAGAUGACAAAAAGAAGUCUGCAAUGAAGUAUGAAGAAUCUAGUGAAACUGAAUCUGAUUGGGAGUCAAAGAAGAAAAAGAAAAAUUUAAAGAAGGCUAAGAGACAUUUAAAGAAACAUGCCAAGGAGCAGGACGCAAAGAAGGGCAUAGAGUCUACUACUAGUGCUGAAUCUGAUGAGUCUUCCAGGAAAGACCCAAAGAAGACCGGAAUGUUGAAAAGUUCAGAUGCUGAAUCUGAAGAGUCAAUAUAUAAAUCUGGGGCUAAAAAGAAAGGAGUUGAUGAAUCAGAUGCCACAUCUACAGAUUCACAGAAAGAAGCACAAAAGGGAGAAUACAAAAUGCCAUUCAAAAAGAUCACAUUCAAAGGAAAAGGGACAAAAACACCUCCAGGUAGAGUUCCUCCAUCAAGAGAAAGACCACCGCUUCCUCCUUGUAAGCCUUUAUUACUGUCACCUAAGGUAAAACGUCUCUGUCGGUGCAAGAUGCCUCCUCCACCUCCAAAACCAAGAUAUGCUCCUUUGAGGAAGUGCUCGCUGAAGUGGACUGAGUGCGGGACCUGCAGUCUCAGGAGGACGUGCUGGAGGCCCAAGUCCAUCAGCUCGAGGAGGCCCUCUGUAGUGGGGGGGUCUGAAGUAGAUGCCACUCCAGAGUUCCCAACAGAGGACGUUGGGGAGGCUGAAGACAUCCCACACCCCUGCGUUCAGCCCAUUGUGCAGCAAAAGAGGGUUUUGGCACUAGUUGACACUGAUGCAGACUGCAGCCUUAUUUACGGGAACCCAGAACUGUUCCCCGGACCAACAAUCUGCAUUGACGGCUAUGCAGGGAAAGACUUUGAAGGUAAUGAUGAGGCAGAUGCCUUAGCACGGGUCCGGUGGUUAGAACGGGCCCCCGCCACUGAUGUGGCCCAUUGGCUGCAUAGGAAGUUAUAA